AUCUCAUCGAUUAAGAUACCAUUUCCAAGGCUUGUCCUCUUCUCCACGUGUUUGGGAGGGCAGCAGUUUUAUGCUUUUUUUUUUUAAACCCCAACAACCACAGAAUAAUAAAGGAAGCAGAGGGAAAGUGGCAGUAGUAGGUGGAUUGCAACCCCUUCCUUCCAAUCGCAGCCUCCUUCGCUUGUUCAUCUUGGAUCCUCCUCUUUCUCCUCUCCCUCCCACCCACCCCGGAGAUCCCCCUUCUCUCCAGACAAACCUCUCCGAAGUCCGCGCUGGGUGCAUCCGAGGGAGACCCUCCUGCCUCUUAUGGACAGCCUCCCCCCGGGCUCAAGCCGCGCGUCUGCCGAGGGAAAGCGGGGCUGGCUUUUCACCUGGCCGUGCAAUUGCUGCCAAGCGUGGGUCGUCGCAGAUCUACCCGGGACUCGGAGCGGGGAAUGCUGGACUGUCCGGAGAGUGGGGCCAAAGGAGCCCCCAUCCACACGAAGAUCUCCUUCUCCAUCCUGGACAUCCUGGAUCCUCAGAAAUUUACCAGGAAGAGCAACCCAGCAGCAGGGAGAAGGGAGAGCAUCCCCCACGCGGGGCAGCGGGAGAAAAGUUUGGGAAGAGUUGACGUGGAAAGGCACCCGAGCAGCAGGAGGAAUAAACUAGAGGCAUAUCAUGAUGGCAGCAGCAGCGGAGAGAGCGAAGCGGCCGCCCUGGAGGCAUCGGAGCACGAGGAGCCGGGCCCCGCGCCGCUCCCCUCGCCCGACUUCCCUCCCUCCUCGUCCUCGGACCUGGACGAUCCCGGCUCGCCUCCGCCGCCGCCGUCGUCCAAGAGGCGCCGAGCGGAGCCCAGCUGCGCCAAGCCUCGCCGGGCCCGGACGGCCUUCACUUACGAGCAGCUGGUGGCUCUGGAGAACAAGUUCCGAGCCACGCGGUACCUGUCGGUGUGCGAGCGCCUCAACCUGGCCCUGUCGCUCAGCCUGACCGAGACGCAGGUCAAAAUCUGGUUCCAGAACCGAAGGACCAAAUGGAAGAAACAGAACUCCGGAGGCGACGGCGCGGCGCAGCCGGGGAACAGCGCAUUGCCCGCCGGAGGAGAUGGCAGCCCCAGUCCGCCAGGCCCCAGCAGCCUGGCCUACCAGACUUUCCCCUCGUACGCCUCGGCCAACGUCCUCUUCCCCGGGGCAGCUCCCCUUCCCCUGGCUGCAGGAGGGGGACCCUUUCCCUCCUUUUUUAGCCCCACGUACCUGGCCCCCUUUUAUACCCCUCACCUAUAAGAGGAACCUGUUCCCUGCAGGGUUUGCAGGUGUCCCCUGCGCGGGAGUGAAGAGCAAACCCUCUACCGAGUUGAAGCAAACCGAGGAAAUCCAGUUUUGACACUCCAUCUGCUGAAAUGUCUGUUUUCCUAAGUGUUAUUUAUGAGCAUGCCCUCUAAUAUUCCACCCUGUGAUCACCAUUAACUAGUUAUGGGUGCUUUCCUCCCCCCCCCAUUUUUGUUUGUUUGUUUUGUUUUGACUUUGGGUGGGAAAAGAGAAGGGGGUGGGAAUACAUCCCAAUCCAAAACUUUUUUUUUAAAGCAAAACCAAAACUUCAUCAGUUCCUUCAAAUUUGUGGAAACCAGAGUGAGUUUCAAUGCAGGAAUAUGGAUUUAUUUCAGAAAUAAAGAGGGCAGCUAUACAGUAUUUGAUAUGUAUAGGGCUAUUUCUUUUGAUUCUUCUAUAGAGAAUGAAAGAAGACACAAAUGUGGAUUUAACAGGCUGGAAGGACAUCAAAGGUUCCCCCACUGUAAUGUUCUCCUCCUCCCUCUAGUUUCUAUCUGGUGCCCUGUGAUGCACUGAGCCACUGUAAUUCAGUUCCCACCCUUGUUAAAUUGGCUAGAUGCUGGACCAGUCCACAGUAUGCACGCUAAGGUAUGCAUACUAUAGCGUACCCAUGCUGCAUGAUCCUGUCUGAACAUUACAUUCACUCCUAGGCAGAAAUACAGGAUGUGUGUAACAGUGGAAUAUGCAAAAUGUAGAUUGGAAAUGAAGGCAGUAUUUUAAUAAAAUGUGCACUGGACUACAUACAAUUUUGUAUUUAAAAGCAAAUGUUCCUGCUUGGUGGUAGGUCCGGAGCCACCAGAGGGCGGUAUAAACCAAAUGUGGGGUUCAAGUAACCAGUGGGUUAAUGUUAAUCAGUGCAACCCACUGCAUGUUUACAAGUCCAGUCCCACUGUCCAAGGGACUGCACUCCCAGAUGAUUGGGCAUAAAUGUGCUGCGGUAGACUAAAACCUCAACCAAAGUAGAGAUCCCAUUCUAGUUUAAUGAUCUGAAAAGGUUUUGUUCAUGUACAAGAACAGGUAUUGUGGUUUUUUUUGUUUUGGUUCUAAAUAUAGACUUCACGCGUAAAAAUAGCACCUCGUACGAAAGGUGCUAUAAGUACACUGUAAGAUACUGUAGGCGUUUUACUACCUUUUGUGUAGAAAGAGAGCGAUCACCACUACAAUAAACACUGGCUGCAGAUCUUUAAACAA
Messenger RNA from Podarcis muralis (Common wall lizard), 2495 nucleotides. RefSeq names its product NK1 homeobox 2 (gene NKX1-2). Gene Ontology annotation, biological process: cell differentiation; regulation of transcription by RNA polymerase II. Gene Ontology annotation, cellular component: nucleus. Gene Ontology annotation, molecular function: RNA polymerase II cis-regulatory region sequence-specific DNA binding; DNA-binding transcription factor activity, RNA polymerase II-specific. Lineage: Eukaryota; Metazoa; Chordata; Lepidosauria; Squamata; Lacertidae. The record is from RefSeq and is a predicted model, not a curated record.